AUGCCUGCUUGGACCGAUUUAAAGAUCAAGCCCAGUGAGCUGCGGCUAGACCCCACGCUAACAUGUGGCCAAGCCUUUCGUUGGCAAUCAACCGGGCCCAGCGAAUGGACCUGCGCGCUCUUCGGCCACGCCAUAGAUCUCAAGCAAACCCCAACCACAAUCCUCUUCCGCACCCUCGGCCACCUCAAAACCGCCCCUACCGACCACUCCCAUGUUGAAUCAUCUCUUCGAGACUACCUCCAGCUCCACAUCAGCCUGGAAACCCUCUGCGACACAUGGACCAUUGUGGACCCGGAUUUCGCCAAAUUGCGCAAAGCCCAGGAGGGCGUCCGCACCCUGCGGCAACCCGUUGUGGAAACCCUUUUUGCCUUCAUCGCUUCGUCAAAUAAUAACAUUAAGCGGAUCACCAUGCUUGUGAACAAAUUCUGCGCGCGUUUCGGUACGCCGAUUGAGACCAAUAAGGGCAUUUUUUACACAUUCCCAGAGGUCAAAGAUAUCGCUCGGUGUGUGGAUAUCGAGGGCACUUUGAAGGAGCUCGGGUUCGGGUAUCGUGCCAAAUACUACGCCAAAACCGUGGCCUUACUCUGUGACUCACAUGAGUGCCCGGAGAUAUUCUUGCUUGGGUUAAGAGACAAAUCAUUGGAGGAGGCACGCAAGGCACUACUGCAGCUAAGCGGGGUGGGGCCCAAGGUUGCCGACUGUGUUUGCCUAAUGGCCCUGGAUAAACCCGGCGCCGUACCUGUUGAUACGCAUAUUUGGCAGGUUGCUUUGCGCAGAUACCAGUUGGUGACGGGGCAGAAGGCGCCGAGCACAAAGGCUUAUGAGGCUGCGCAGCAGCUGAUUAUUGCCCUGUUUGGCCCGUUUGCCGGGUGGGCUCAGGGAAUGCUGUUUUCGGGCGACUUGGAUACUGCAGAGUCGUCUGCUGCAGCGGUGAAGAAGGAACUUGCGGCGUCCAAGCGCAAGGCCAAGGUAGAUGUUUUGCCAGUCAAACCGGCCAAGCCGAUUAAACCAGAAAACCCAACAAACCCAGAAAUACCAGCCAGCUCGAUCAAAAUGAGACUGCGGAAGUGA
Molecule: messenger RNA, 1071 nt
Organism: Kickxella alabastrina
Lineage: Eukaryota; Fungi; Kickxellomycota; Kickxellomycetes; Kickxellales; Kickxellaceae
Product: DNA glycosylase
Exons: 2
Coding region: 1-1071 (356 amino acids)
Biological process (GO): base-excision repair; nucleotide-excision repair; base-excision repair, AP site formation
Cellular component (GO): nucleus
Molecular function (GO): 8-oxo-7,8-dihydroguanine DNA N-glycosylase activity; damaged DNA binding
Source: RefSeq, a predicted model, not a curated record